This is a messenger RNA of Microtus ochrogaster (prairie vole), 1972 nucleotides long. Its product is annotated as hereditary hemochromatosis protein homolog. Gene Ontology annotation, cellular component: external side of plasma membrane. Lineage: Eukaryota; Metazoa; Chordata; Mammalia; Rodentia; Cricetidae. The transcript is spliced from 4 exons. Gene Ontology annotation, biological process: immune response. The record is from RefSeq and is a predicted model, not a curated record. The coding region runs from base 28 to 681 and encodes 217 amino acids.
GUGGGCGGGGCUAAUGGGUGGAGUUAAAUGGUUGCCUCAGAAAGGAGAAAAACAAUGGACGCCAGUCCGGGAAAUCCCAGCAAAAGCAGAUUCACAGUCUUCCUGUGUGUCUUACUGCUGCUCCUCUGGGAUCCAGGGCGAUCCUGCACCCGAGGCCCUGAAAAUGUCCAUCUGGUGAUAACUGUGCUUAGCCACCUUGGACCAUUUUGGACCAUACUGGCCUUCAUUCAAAUUGUUCCAGCCCAAGGCUCCCCAGAAGUGAAGGUGACCAACAGGACAUAUCCAGUGGGCAGGAUCACCCUGACAUGCCGGGCUUUUAAUCUGUGUCCUCCAGUGGACACCCUGACCUGGCUUCAGGAUGGGAAGCCGGUACAGCAGCGGAUCUUUGGGCCUAGGACCAUCUUGCCCAGUGGAGAUGGGACCUACCAGACCUGGGCGUCUAUUUGGAUUUUUCCUGGACAGGAAUCAGAGUUCACCUGCUACCUGAGGCACUAUGAUAUGAAGGUCCCUGCUGCCCCUAGUAAGAAAAUGAGGCAACAAUCCACCUCAGGGGGUAGGAGGCAGGGGCGGGAAGGAUCCAUAGGUCACACAACAACCAGUGAUACUGCUAGCCCCCCUUCUGCCUCAACUGUAUCUGCACUCCCCAUUGUGUUGGUGUUGGUGCUGGCUAAAGACAACUGAAGCUAGAACACCAAGGACAGAAAACUGCCAGCAGGAUAAACUAUUGGCUAUCCCAGUGAGAUCAAGACCCUCAACCUACAUUCCGAAGCCAGACCUUCAACUCCAGGACUCGAGGACCCAAAUCCUGUCUUGGAAGGUGCACACCUUGAAGAUCUUCCAAGACUCCAGUACAUACUUUAGGUUUGGUAGAUUGUUGUAGUGAGCUGUGGCACUAAAAAGAAACCAGGAGCACUCCAUUGGUGAGUCAUAGAAGGCAGCUCCUUGUAUGUCAGCAUUUCUCAACCUGUGGGUCUUGACCACUGAAAAACACAUAUUUCCAAUAAUCUUAGGAGCUGACAGCCCACCCAGUAGCAAAAUUAUAGUUAUGAAGUAGCUACAAAAAUAAAUUUUUGGUUAGGAGUUCCUAAGACACUCAUAAAUCUAUGCUUCCUGAUGGUCAUGAACCACAGGUUGAAAACCCCUGUUCUAUGACAUAGAUGUACUGUUUCUGAUGGGAUCCUGUCUAGGGACAGAGAGGUACCUGAUGAGGUAUAAGAACUCCUGUCUUGAGCAAUAGCAAGGCGUUUGGGGGUGUUAGUGUAUUAUUCUUGGUCGCCUGUGUUUUGUUCUGUAUGUUGUUUCUCUCCUGCCCAGGGCACUAGUGAAAAGUGACUCUGCCCACCUAGUUCUGGCUUCUGGGGACCAAAGAGGAUAUCUGAAAAGCCAAGUUAAAUGUAUGAAUGAAGGUGGGCAUCACAUGCUUUGUUUCUGACCAGUCUCUUUUGGCUACAUGAACGUUGUCUGUACUGUUUAAUGGUUUUGGUUUUUGCUGACUCCGUCCCUUGAACAUUUUGUGUUCUAUGGUUUCGUUUUUGCCCUAUCUGUCUCUUUAACUCUUCUGCCCCGCCUUGCCCCCCCCUCCACCUGCUACAGCAGCAGCCAAUGAAGCCCAGAGAAAACUUUGUUUUGUUUUCCCUUCCUGGGUAGGCUGCUAGGUGCAGGCUUUGGACCCACAUGCAUAGCCAGGGCAGGCAGAUGGACGGCAAGGACGAGAAGGGCAAGGUGAGAAGCUGGAUGAGCAGGCUUUGGGAGCCAGGAUCUGGAAUCUGCUCCAGCACUUGUGGUUACCCCACAAACUCCCCAAGGGUGAAUCCUAAUAGAUCCUUCCUGCCUCCUCACCCCAGGAAAACCACAGCCUACAAAGUGGGGAGGGAGAGGUACACCCGCAGGGGAAGAUGGGGCAGUGAUCACUUUGGUUGUUUGCCUUGACUGCUGUUUCUGCUCUGGGGUUUCUCUUGCCCCUCCUACUGGU